This is a messenger RNA of Klebsormidium nitens, 1638 nucleotides long. Lineage: Eukaryota; Viridiplantae; Streptophyta; Klebsormidiophyceae; Klebsormidiales; Klebsormidiaceae. The record is from the annotation of a GenBank genome assembly.
AUGCGUGCUUGGUUGCGGGACUUGGAGAGUAAGCGCGAGGGCGUCCCGUCCAUGCUGGUCCUGACUGGACCGACGGGGUCUGGCAAAACUGCAGCAGCUUAUGAGCUCCUCGAGGAGUCGGGCUACGUCGUGAUGGAGAGGAACGCCAGCGACUACCGCACCAAGUCCGCGCUGGAAGACGACCUGAUGCUGACGUUCGGCUCGUCGUGGGGGAGUGGAUUCAAGCAAGCCGUGCUGGUGGAGAGUAUAGACGCGAUAGCUAUAACCAACAACAAUUGCGGCCUCGAUGUGCUGGCCCGAAUAGCAGAUCACCGAUGGGAUGGGGAUGCAGACCCGAAGUAUGCCGUCAGAAAGUGCCCCAUCCCCAUAAUAUGCACGACGAGCGAGGAGCCCGGCAAGGGCAAGCUUUACGAUCUGGUGAAGAAGGCCUCUAUGGUCCGAUUCCCGCACCUGGAAGCCGAAGUCCUCGAGGAGCUGGCGGGCCGCAUACUGCACUCGGAGAAUAUAGCAUACCAGAGGCAAGAUGUGGCGAGACUCUGCCUCAGAGCUGCAGGAGAUGCGCGGUGGUUGCUCUGUGCACUGGAAUUGGAAUAUGGCCAUGGAAGGGACGUUCGGAACGAGACUCUCGUCGCUCAAGGUACGGACCGUCGUAAGAUGGACGAGAUGCAGUUGACCAGAACGAUCCUGUACGAGAUGACGACGGGGCCGGGAGAGAUCGCCAGGAUGGUCCGAGCUGGUGCGUGCCAGGAGUCCUACGCCAUCACCUCGCUCGUGCAGGAGAACUACCCCUUCGCCUGCAGAGACGACAUCGGAGUAGCGGCCAGAGCGGCGGACGCUACGUCCGAGAUGGACAUGUUCGACGAUUACAUCCACAGGGAGCAGGAUUGGGGCUUCCUCGACCACAUGCUGCACCUCGGGCCUCUGAGGGUCGGAUACGCAUUGGCGGAGAGUCGAGAGACGCCAGUUCGAAGCAGAAAGCGGACGAUCAGAGAGGUCGAGGAGACUCCGGACGAGGGGCCGAAGAGCAACGCCUUUGGGAAGCGAAAGAGGAGCAAAAGAGGGAUCAAGCGGAGAACGGAGGAAGGCAGCAUCAACAUGUCGUGCGCGUGGAGCAAGCUCUCGUACGCCGCAUCCAGGGCCAAGAAACUCUCCGAAGUCCGCGGCAGCAUGCGUCUGGCGUGUAGGGAGCUCGCUUGCGUGGACGGGGAGUGGCUGUACUACUUCACUCAGAUGAUCACGACAGAGAUGAAGCAGACCGGGAAGGAGGACAACGGCGUGACUGUCCUGUCCAAGUAUGCCAUGAUGUACAACCUCAGCGCAAAGACGCUCGACGAUGCUCUGAAGAUGGUGGGCAACGGGGGAUUGAGCAGAGCGGUCAUCAGAGGCCUCGCUCGAAGACUCGCUCCGGAGAGGUACAGCCCCGAGCUCUUUUCUGGCGAGGAAUUCGAGGACGACUACUCGGACGACUCUGGUUCGGACGCCGAGAGCACGGCUACGACCGAGACGCCCAAGGACGAUUCGGACGAUGAUCCGGACUACGUGGAAGGAAUGGAGACGGAGGAAGUGAUUUCGGACGCCGGGGAUGAGGAGGAGGAUUCGGACGCGGCGUCCGAAACGGACGGAGACGAAGAUACUUAA